Molecule: messenger RNA, 3258 nt
Organism: Penicillium cosmopolitanum
Lineage: Eukaryota; Fungi; Ascomycota; Eurotiomycetes; Eurotiales; Aspergillaceae
Product: mediator of RNA polymerase II transcription subunit 14
Exons: 3
Coding region: 1-3258 (1085 amino acids)
Biological process (GO): regulation of transcription by RNA polymerase II
Cellular component (GO): mediator complex; core mediator complex
Molecular function (GO): transcription coregulator activity
Source: RefSeq, a predicted model, not a curated record
AUGCCCGGCGUCAUCAUGGACAAUGUCAACACCGAGGGAUUUGUGCAAAGGCCGGCUCCCAAUGAGACAGUGAAUGGUGUAUCUGGCUCAUAUGGGAAUUAUGAGAAGUCCGGCCAACAUCCUGCUGCUACGAACGGGCCGGUCCUGGUAAAUGGCGCAGGAAGGGGACUCGAUGCUUUGAGCCAACAAUCAAAGAUGCCCAUCCGUAAUGCUGGAGAUAAUGACUCAACGCCAUUCGAACUGCCUCAUAUCACGCAAGGGUUUUUCCCGUUCGGCACCCUUAUCAAUCGAGCUGUGCAGCAAUGUUGGAACGAUCUGUCGGAGUUAAUCACUGAGUUGGCCGCAAUCCAAGUGCCUCAUGAGCCAUCCUCUGCGUUGACAAAUGGGAAAACCCCCGGCAAUCAGUCUUCGGAAAAUGUGCACAAGAAGCUGCGCAUUCUUGAUUUCGCGUAUGCCAAAAGGGCCGAGUUCAUCAAGCUUCUGGUUCUCUCUCAGUGGAGCCGGCAGGCUGCGGAAGUCAGCCGACUUAUUGAUAUUCAAAACUUCAUACGUACGCGACAUCAAGCAUAUAUCUCAGCGGUCCAAUAUGUGGGUGAAAUGAAGCGAGAUCUGGUCCGAGCGCAAGUCGCCAACCCAGAUCUAAAAACGGCUCUAGAGAUUCUCUCGAGGGGCCGGGUUAGAUCUCUACCAGAUUUUGGCUACAAGCCCCCAAAACCAUUGACAGCCAAAUCUACGCUCAAAAAAUUGCGCAAGAUCAAUCGCAUCAUCAGCGUGCGAUUAGCGGUAUACGACGAAGUACCUCAUGCCUUGCGCAAUUACCGAAUUCACGAUGGCCGGGUUACAUUUACAGUUCCUGGGGAAUUCGAGCUUGAUCUUGCUGUGGCAGAGCAAACGAAUACUUCACAGUUUUUCUUCGUGGAUAUUCGAUUCCUUUUCUCCCCUUCAUCUAAAAUUCCGAAAGGCCGAAUCUUCAACGAGCUUGAUGCCAAGGUCAACGAGAUUCUUCACAACGACGGCUUAUCGGGAUGCUUCGACUUCCUCCACGGCCUGGUCCUCACGAAUAAAAUAAGUACCUUGCAUCGACAGGCUGUGGACCUUGCAAGAGGUGCUUGGUCGGAUUCUUUGCGUAUUGAGUUGCUUCAUCGGAUAUUGGUCAUUCAGUAUUGGUCAUCCAGGGCCGGUCCCAAAAGCUGGAUAGAGAUCGGUGUUCAACGAGGCUCCCGGAAUUGUGCCAAUGGAAACAAGAACCAGGUUCCAUAUCUCGGUCUUCGCUGGGUUCGAGACGGCCAAAGGGUUAACAGCGAUAACAUCAGUUUUGACUCGACUGUGCUCUCGCUUGAGCAGGUUCUACGGAGCGUUAUCGCAUUACAUACAUCACACCUACUCGCCACCGCUUUCAACACUCUCAAAAAGAGUUUACUUUUCGCUAGUCAUACAUUAUCACUCCGUGCUCAGUUAUCAAAAACAGAGCCAAGCGACUGCCACCUUGACAUGCAAUUGACAGCCUCACGGGAUCUCAGAAUUUCCGCUGAGCCUUUGUCAGGUGCAAUUACCCUGUCUGGUCCAUCCAGUGCCCUGGAGCGACCAGACCUUGAGCGACAGCACAAGUCUGCGAUUGAUGAAAUGCUCUCACGGGUUACUCGCCUGAGAUGUCACACUGCAGUGAACCAGAUCGAAUUAGGCAUCAAGCCGCUCGGUCUUGAAAGCAUUAACCAGAGAGGCCUCGGAGUCAACGUCAGCCGUCUUUUCCCUCCAAACACCUUGCGCUCUGCCUUCUUCAGUCACCAGUCAUGGGAUCGCCGCUGGGUCGUUGCUGCGACAAGUAGCAUGGAUGGCGAUAAAUGGUGGCUAGUUCAUAUCCUUGUUCGACCAACAGACGCGACGCGAAUAUUGGCAAUUUAUGCCAACGCCCGGUGCUUGGCUGACCUGCCAGGGGCGCUGUUCCAUCCACCAUUGAAACAACUGCGAUUAGGGCCGAAGCUCGAAGUUCCAGACCUCGUGUUCAGCUAUAAGGCCAACGCUAUCCCAGCCGUCUUCCGACUUGCCUUGCCUCCAGCGUUGCAAAAAGGAUCCUACUUGCGAGAUUCGGUCCGCCUUUCUUUCAAGGGAAUCGAUCGCCAGACUCACUCGGCCAUUUUGGUUGCCUACGGUUCUUUCCGAUUCUGCAUCAGAUCCCUCCUCCCUCUUAUCUCUAGCACAGAUCCAUCGCUCGUCGUACAAGACAAGGGAUCCGGUUUCGCAAUCCGUUUGCUUGUCCCUGUUGGCCAAGCUGUGCUUAUUCCUCUUCUUGAGCGUCUUCAACGUCUGGACUGCGUCAUCUAUAUACUCCAGUCUCUCCUCCAGAGGAAAAUGGAGCCUCGGUCAUUGUCGCUAUCACAGAUCGCAUUCAAAUAUGGAGAAACCAAACUCCACUCUGCCCGCCUCAGUAUCGAUGUUUCAGAGCCGCCGCUAUCGUCCUAUACUGAGGUCAAAGCUGUUCUAUCAAACUCCAACCCGCUCUUCCGCCUACGCUUGAGGAUAGACUUCGACAGUCCCAGCCCCCAUCGUCGUAUUCAAGAAUCACUCACUGUGGCUUUGAAUGAGCGAUUCUCCGAAUCAGGCGUCGAGUCUGCCCUUGCCUCUAUAGCCGAAACGUUCCCGCUCUUACAUAGCCUGGAGCAAAUCACCAAACCGGUCCAGCCAACGUCGUCAGUUAUACACAUCAUUGUCCGAAGCCCAACGGUUUUCCAAAUCCACUAUGCUCAGAAAGCCCGUUUCCGAUUAUCUGCUCGGCCGAGGCAAGGGCGUACUGUGUGGGUACUGGAAGAUUUCAAAAGUGGCGUUGGUCAAGCUCAGGCUCAGGCUCAAGGCCAGAGCCAAAUUUUUACCUCGGUGCGCGAACAGGUUUACAAUUCCAAGGGUGAUGGCUGGCAAGGUCUAGGUGAUGGUGCUCUAUCUUCCACGGAAAAGGUGGGAAAUCUCCUUGCCAAGUUACAUGAAUGCCUCAGCUCCUGUGCUCCUGAGCCCAUCCCCGAGCCCACGAAACAAGAAAAAGCGCAACAAUUCGGCACUGUGGCUCAGUCCCAACCACCACCAGGUCCAGCGCCCGUGCAAGCGCAAGCGCCAGUGACAUCCGCCCCGAAACAGAAAACGAAACCUGACUUGAACUUGAAUUUGAGCAACCUGAAGGCACAGCCACAGGUACAGGCACCACCGCAGCAGCAGCAGCAGCAGAAUAAUGGCGCUCCGGGAAAUGCCGAUAUCAUCACAAUCGACUAG